UUGCACACGGCAACAGGCAGCACUUGAAAGCUUUUUUUUGUGUUUUUAGCUGACGUCAAGGGAGAAAAAAAAACUUAGAUCAGCCCCUUUUCUGUGUUUUGUUUUAAAGGAAGAAAAAGCCACUUGAAAGUACCCGGCAAUAAUAGAACCCAGCUGUUCGCUGGUAAACUACCUUUUAAAGUAAUUUCUCCAAAACGAUUGUUCAGGCAGCAAAGUUUUGCGCUGUCAGCGUCAGGAGAAAGCAGAGGAGAAAAUAAAGAUUAUCAAUUUCAUACGUAUAAGUUUUUUUUUCUAUUUUAAACAAAUGCUCAGAAGUUUAUAAAAGUUGACAGGUGUGCGUAAGUCCUUGGCUGCGCCUUUAAAAAAAAACUUUCGGCUCUGGCAUAACCGUCUGUCUUUUUUUCCGCAUUACAUUAAGCCAUUGAGUAGAUAAGUGCGAUCGGGGCACGUUGGAGAGAGAAGGGAGUGCUUUGGAUCGGAAUGUGGAAGCCACUAUGUGAUUAUCUGGUGGAAAUGCUGGCACAUCAAGGUCCCUGCCCUCGGCAUCCUUCAUGGUAGAAGCGACGGCUGCGAGUCAGUGUGAAGAAGCCCGGUGAUUGUUUGUCUGCUCUGGCCUGAUAGCGUGCAAACAUUCCUCCCCAAAUGUCCUUGUCAUUAGUAUUACUGCUAAUAUCGGCUCUCCACUUCCGCCAUCAUGGAUCGGAAGCCCAAAUCAACAAGAUCCAGCCAUCAAGUAACAAGGAGCAAAACGGAGUACAUGAUCAUCACCAUGAAAAAAUUAUCACAAUAUCAGAGGAUGGAUUUGUGCAGAGUCCACGAUUUCCUCAGAGUUAUCCUCGGGAUGUGGUGCUGGUGUGGAGAUUAAUAGCAGCUGAUGAACAUAUGCAAAUACAGCUAACCUUCGAUGAAAGAUUCGGACUUGAGGAACCAGAAAAUGGAUUGUGCAAGUUUGACUUUGUAGAAAUUGAAGAUCCAAGUGAUGGCACACUUAUUGGACGGUGGUGUGGCACCAGUGUAGUCCCAGGCAUACAAAUAUCGAAGGCAAAUCAAGUCCGAAUACGGUUCCGAUCUGAUGAGUACCUGCCAUCAAAACCAGGCUUCUGCAUUUACUACUCUCUUUUGGAAUCUGCCCACUUUGAAAGCCCAACGGUGGUGCCGCCAUCUCCUCUAUCUUUGGAUGGAUUAAAUGAGGCUGUGUCAGGCUUUGACACUUUAGAAGAGCUGAUCAAGUACUUGGAACCAGAGAGGUGGCAACUGGAUUUGGAAAACUUGUACAAACCAACCUGGCAGAUGCUCGGAAAGGCUUUUGUUCAUGGUAGAAAAUCCAGAGUUGAUCUGAACUUGCUGAAAGAAGAGGUGAAGCUGUACAGCUGCACACCACGCAACAUAUCAGUAUCUCUGAGAGAGGAACUCAAACGAACAGAUACCAUCUACUGGCCUGGGUGUCUACUGGUAAAACGUUGUGGGGGAAAUUGUGCUUGUUGCUCCCUUGGGUGCCAAGAUUGUCAAUGUGUUCCCAUCAAAGUGUCAAAAAAAUACCACGAGGUUCUUCAACUACGAUAUAGGAGUCCUGGGAAACCAUUGCAAAAAUCCCUGGCAGAUGUGGGAUUGGAGCACCAUGAAGAAUGUGGCUGUGUGUGUAAAGGGAAAACAGAAGGUUAAAUUAGUUUGCCCUUUUACCUUUCAAAGACUUGAAGCAUUGAGAACUGGUGCCUGUGUACAUUAUCUUGCUCAGAAAUCACACUCAUCUCAGUUUUUAAUUUACCAUUUUCUAGCUUUUUGGUGGAUUCUGGUGUAGACAUGUAACUCUCCUGCCUAUAUUUGGACCCAAAAAGUACAAAAGUGGGAAGAGCUCCAUACCCAAUGAGGUUUCGAUAUCUAGAUGGCAGCAAAGAAAAUAGCUCAUGCGUUGAACUCUGGGUUCCCUUUCUCUCUCACCUGUGUAGGGAUAUAAAUAUUACUUAAUUUACUGUUCCAAUUCUGAACUGAGUAGAAGUUCAGAAAAUAGUUUUCAAGAGAAAGACUGCAUCUGGAAUCAAUCAAUGCUUACCGCCACAAAUGUUGUGGCUUGCAGUAUUCCUGGCCAUGUUGCUGAAAACUUCCAAGAAAAUCUAUUUGUGUUGUGCCACUUAUCCUCAUGUGAUAUCAUAUCCUUUGUGCAUUAAACAUCAUUUUCUUCUGUGCACAAUUUUUAAAGAGAAAUCUGCAUGUUUGUCUGCAAUUUCUGCUACAAUACCCUAGCAAAUAUGUCACAGUGAACAAUAUACUGGAGAGAUACGGAAUUUAAGGAGCGUAAGGACUUACCAGACUUUUCUGAGGGCAUUGCCUGAAGUUGUGUACAUUUUUUUACAUUUUCUCAUUUAGGCUAAUAUGACUGAAGCUUUUUUUAUAUUACAUUAAAUGUAUCUAUUUUGUACCAAACUUAUUUAAGAAUUUAGCUUUUGCAUUGUCUGAGAUGACUCACGAUUUACAACACUUUAAACAAAAGGGAAAUGGGUAGGUGUGAUUAAAAAGCACAGUCAUACCAUUGCACUGUCAGUGUUGGUGCUAUGUGCAAAGUAUAUCAGUUUUUUAUGGUAGCCACUAUUCCAAAGAUCGUACCAUCCAGACCGUCUACUCAGUUGUCUACUUUGUUCAUAAAAUAGUUGUAUCUGUACCUUAUUUUGACUCAGUCCUUUCUCUUUUUCAGUACAUUGUCAUAAGGUAAAGAAUAUAUAGUUUAUAGAUAACUUAUAGUAAUGCAGAAUUUAAUUGGUGAGCUUACUAACUGAGCCAGUAAGUACAAGGUGUUCUAAUGAGAGCAACUGCAUUAUUAAAGUGUUCACUACAAAAACAGCCAGUUUCCCAGAAAAUUAGUAUUUCUCGAUGGAAAAUAUUUGUUUAAAAAUAUCUGAAGCACUCAUUUAAAAAAAAAUCACAUUGCUUACACAUUUGUAUUUAUUUAAUUUUAAACAAAAGGUUACAAACGUUUCUAUACCAGUUAUCUUUAAUCUUUAAACACAAGAUAAUCAAUUAACUGCAUUUGAGCCACCGUGCCACCCCAAAGUUUAAAAAUCUUGCAAAAUGUGUAUUUAGUUGUUCCAUAUCAAGUUGAUACU
This is a messenger RNA of Stegostoma tigrinum, 3098 nucleotides long. RefSeq names its product platelet derived growth factor c (gene pdgfc). The transcript is spliced from 6 exons. Gene Ontology annotation, cellular component: membrane. Bases 643 to 1662 code for a protein of 339 amino acids. Gene Ontology annotation, biological process: positive regulation of MAP kinase activity; positive regulation of ERK1 and ERK2 cascade; positive regulation of cell population proliferation. Gene Ontology annotation, molecular function: growth factor activity; platelet-derived growth factor receptor binding. The record is from RefSeq and is a predicted model, not a curated record. Lineage: Eukaryota; Metazoa; Chordata; Chondrichthyes; Orectolobiformes; Stegostomatidae.